AGAGCGCUUCCUCUCUCCAAAAAUGGAGUCCACGUGGAGUCUAGAAAUCAACGUCGUUUCAGCCAAAGACCUUCCCGAAAUUAACCUCGUUUCUAAGAUGGCCGCGUACGUCGUCGUUUCACUCGCCGGCGGCGGCAACUCCGACCAGAAAUUCAAAACCAAUGCGGAUUCCUCCGGCGGAAUAAACCCCAAUUGGAACUUCCCGAUGAAGUUCAGUGUCAAUGAGCUGGCAUCCACUCUCGUGUUCACUAUUAGGUGCUUCAGAACUCUCGGCGACAGAGACGUGACCUACCCCGUGCGAAAGCCCUCGGGGAAAACCCACGGCCUUUUGAAUUUUCAAUAUAGAGUACUUGGCGCAACGGCGUCGUUUCGCGAUGAAAAGCAAAAGCCCCCCGCCGCUUACGCCACCCGAGGAAUUGGACCGCCACCGGAAGGUUAUCCUCCGCCUCCGCACCCGGCCGCCGGAUACCCCCCUCCGCCGCCGCCGCCGUACAACACUGGCUACGCUCCACCGCCACCCCAGCCUUACGGUUAUCCACAUUAUGGUUACCCGGCGCCGCCGCCGCCGGGGUAUCUACCGGCGGCCGGAGUGGUCGCAAAGAAGGAAACGAAAUCGGGAAUGGGUAAGAUUUUAGCAGUGGGAGCGGGAAUUCUCGGUGGAUUGGCGUGCGGGGCCAUGCUCGGAGAAUGUGCGGCGGAUCUUGGACAACCGCCUUCCCGCGGCAGUUCCUCCGGCAACGGCGGCGUGCACCGUUCAAACUUUUCAUCUAUGGCUUAUAGUCAGAAUACGCUCGGAGGAAUUGGCUGAAAAUUAAUUAAUUUUAAUCUGAUCAUUUUAAUUUCUUCUUGGCAGAUGGGGUUUUUUAUUUUGUGCUUGUUGUCGGGAAUCAGUGAUAUUAAUUAUGUUUUUGGACAAGCUUGAGAUUUAUGUUUGAAUUUUAAAUAUUUG
Molecule: messenger RNA, 949 nt
Organism: Momordica charantia (bitter melon)
Lineage: Eukaryota; Viridiplantae; Streptophyta; Magnoliopsida; Cucurbitales; Cucurbitaceae
Product: protein SRC2-like
Biological process (GO): defense response
Source: RefSeq, a predicted model, not a curated record